Camellia sinensis is the source of this 2067-nucleotide messenger RNA. Lineage: Eukaryota; Viridiplantae; Streptophyta; Magnoliopsida; Ericales; Theaceae. The record is from RefSeq and is a predicted model, not a curated record.
AUGAGGAUGAAGAAAAACAAUCAGGUUUCAUUUCUAAUACUGCCAGUGUUGUUGAGGCUUCUAACUCUGUCAAAUGCAGAGCUUGAUGCAUUUGCAUACCAGAGCCAGAGUAGUAGUAGUAAUCUUGGUGGUGCUGUGAGUGAGAUUAAGGUUGGUGUGAUUCUUGAUAUGGGAUCAUGGGUAGGGAAGGUUGUUCAUAGCUGCAUUAUGAUGGCAAUUUCCGAUUUUUAUGCUGUAAAUAAUCACUAUAAAACAAGGGUUGUUCUUCAUACAAGGGAUUCCAAUGGGGAACCCCUGCUUGCUCUGUCUGCUGUUCAGAUAUUUCUGAUUCAGGUUUCUACUUUGCCCUUUGCAGCUCUUGAUCUAAUAGAUAACAUCAAGGUGCAAGCAAUGAUCAUAGGCCCUGAGACCUCGCUUGAAGAGAAACUUUUGGCCUUUUUAGGAGACAAAGCUAAAGUUCCUAUCAUUUCUUUCAUGACCAGUCCUUGCUCCACCCAUAAUCCUUAUUUUGUUCAAAUAAAAUCAGAUGAAAUCACUGAAUUCAAAGGCAUUACAGACAUUAUAGGGUCAUUUGGAUGGAGGAAUGUCAUCCUUGUUCAUGAGGACACUGAUUGUGGGAGAGAAAUUCUCCCAUUUUUAGCUAAUACCUUUGAAGAGACUGGUUUGCAUAUUGCAUACAUGAGUUCCAUUUCUCCAUCAGCCACUAAUGAUCAAAUUAUUGAAGAGCUUCACAAGCUCAUGACUACGCAAACAACAGUAUAUAUAGUCCAUAUCUCACCUUCUCUUGCUUCUCGGCUUUUUCUAAAUGUGAAAAAGCUAGGAAUGAUGACUGAAGGGUAUGCUUGGAUUGUAACUGCUAAAACCAUGAACCUACUGCAUAGCAUGGACUCUUCUGCCAUAGAGUCAAUGCAAGGAGCUUUCGGUUCCAAGUCAUACAUUCUGGCGUCAGGCGAGCUCCACAAUUUCACUCUAAGAUGGAAAAGGAAAUUUCACAUUCAAGAUCCUAGUUUUGAAGUGGCAGAGUUGAAUAUAUUUGGUAUAUGGGCAUAUGAUGCAAUUUGGGCACUGGCAAGGGCAGUUGAGAUGGUAAAAAAUGGCAGUCCUAGUGCACUAUCCCACCACCAUGGGGACUCAGGAGGGUCAGAACCAACUAGGAAAUGCAGCUUGGGGCGGAACUUGACGGACUUGGUUAACAUUGGAACCUCUCAAAGUGGGUCAAUGCUUCUAAAAGAGAUAUUACAGAGUAGAUUUGUGGGUUUAAGUGGUGAUUUUCGACUCAUGAAUGGGAGAUUGAUCUCCGAGGCCUUUGAAAUAGUGAAUGUGAUCAGCAGAAUUGAAAGGAGAGUUGGGUUUUGGACAUCAACAUAUGGAAUUACAAAGCAAAUGUACCCAUCCAACAGCGGUCUUGAAGCCAUUGUAUGGCCAGGCGGUUCUACAACCACUCCAAAAGGUUGGUUGGUGAGAAUGAGUGGGAAAAGGCUUAGAAUUGGUGUUCCGAGAACAGGGUUCAAGGAAUUGAUAAAUGUAAACCGCAAUCCUCAAACCAAUGCAACCACUGUCACUGGCCUUUGUGUAGAUGUAUUCAAUGCUGCCAUUGAAGCCUUACAAUAUGAACUGCCUCAUGAAUUUUUUCCAUUUGAGGAUGCCAAUGGACAGAUGGCAGGAACAUACAAUGAUCUUGUAGACCAGGUCUAUCUUCAGAAUUAUGAUGCUGUUGUGGGGGAUGUUACUAUCACGGCCAACAGAUCUUUGUAUGUCGACUUCACAUUGACUUACACCGACAUAGGUGUUGGAAGAGUAGCUCGAGUUGACAUGAAGAAGAACAUGUGGAUCUUCUUGAAGCCACUUGAUUCAGAUCUGUGGCUAACAAGUGCUGGUUUCUUUAUCCUAACAGGCUUUGUGGUUUGGAUCAUUGAACGUCCCAUUAAUGAAGAAUUCCAAGGUUCACGAGCUCAGCAAAUUGGGACCGUCCUCUGGUUCUCCUUUUCAACCCUUGUUUUUGCCCAUAGUAAGCUUUUUGUCUCAUUUCUCUUCUCCAAAACCGGAUCACCUUUUUUUGUGUGUUGA